Pseudomassariella vexata is the source of this 288-nucleotide messenger RNA. Its product is annotated as ATP synthase subunit E. The coding region runs from base 1 to 288 and encodes 95 amino acids. The record is from RefSeq and is a predicted model, not a curated record. The transcript is spliced from 3 exons. Gene Ontology annotation, molecular function: proton transmembrane transporter activity. Gene Ontology annotation, biological process: proton motive force-driven ATP synthesis. NCBI's taxonomy places the organism in Eukaryota, Fungi, Ascomycota, Sordariomycetes, Amphisphaeriales, Pseudomassariaceae.
AUGUCUGCCACUUCGGGAGUCAACGUGCUCCGGUACUCGGCACUCGCAUUUGGCGUUUUCUACGGUUUCUCCCACCAGCGAACCAUUACCUCCACGCAAAAGGCCGCCGCUGCACAGAAGGAAUACGAGCACAAGAAGCAAUUAAUAGAGCAGGCGAGAGCCAAGUACGCCGAAUCGAAGAACCCGACUCCCAAGUCUGCCGAGCAGAGUGGACUAAACCAAGACCCCAUGGACCCGAAUUUCGAUCUCGAAGCCUACUUCAACGCUCUGAUUGCGCAGAAGCCGUAA